AUGGCAGGAUCAGACUGGACUCUUUCUGCUAUGCGUGAAUGGGAGUCCCCAGAUUAUGAGCCCUCACUCCCUGUUUCAGAGAAGUCGAACCCUCUGACGCGCGGCAUCGACCGAGCUUCAGCCAGCAGCAUUGUGAGGAUGUUACAGGCCUGUGACGCCCAGAUGUUUCAAGAAGAAACAGGAGCAGCCUACCAGAGACUUCUGAGCGAGCAAGUGGUGACGACAUUGAUGGAGGUUGCUAAGAAGGUGGAGCUCAUUCUCAAGGAUCCAGAGGACAGCCUUGUUAUACUGAGUGGUUGUGGCACUUCUGGUCGACUGGCUUUCCUCAUCACGUCAAGGUUCAACAGAGCGCUGAGGCAGCUGAACCACAGUCCGGUUUAUUCAUACGUCAUUGCAGGAGGAGACAGAGCUCUGCUUUCCUCACAAGAGGCUCCCGAAGACGACCCCAAACUGGGCAUGCUCAGUCUGAAGAAGGUUUGCGAGGGAAAGAAGCGAGUUUUGUUCAUCGGCAUUUCGUGCGGGUUAUCUGCUCCAUUUGUGGCAGGUCAGCUGGAAUUUUGCUUGCAGAACCCUGAAGUGUACACUCCUGUACUGGUUGGCUUCAACCCUGCACAUCAGGCCAGGGAUGAGCCUCUUCCAGGCUGCACAUUCACAUUUCGCAGCGUGGUGCAAAGGAUGGAGGAGCUCGCCAAAAGCCAACAGGCCUUCCUCAUCAACCCAGCAGUUGGGCCAGAAGCCAUCAGCGGCUCCUCCAGGAUGAAGGGAGGCAGCACCACCAAGAUUCUCCUGGAAGUCGUCUUAUCCGCUGCUCAUGCUGCCACCUUCUCGCACGCACCCGUCACAUACAACAGUAUUUUGCAGCACCUGAGAGCCUACGAGAGAACUCUGGAUAUCACUUACUCUCAGAGUGAGAUCAUCACUGAUCUGGUGGAAGCAGCAGGGGAGAGUUUGCGGUGUGGCAGGCGAGUGUGCUACCUCGGCUGGGGAUCGCUGGCUUUGCUGAGUCUCAUUGACGCCAGUGAGUGCAACCCCACGUUUGGAGCAGAUUACGAAGAUGUUCGAGGCUUCGUCAGUGGAGGCUACAGAGAGCUGAGCAACAAAGAGGGACCCUUGACUUCACUGGGUGCUGAGUUUUGCAUAGCACACGAGGAUUUCCUACAUCUGGUCCUUCCCUGUCUCACUGACAAGGACACAGUUCUACUCGUAUACACGCACUCCGAUGAUGUCAGCAAAGUGGUGGAUUUGGCUCGGAGAGUGAGAGAGAAGACAUCUAACCUCCAUGCUGUUUAUCAUCAGGCUGACGGAGACACCUCAGCUGCUCAACAACAAGACCACAUCAAUCGGCUGUGUUUAUCUACACUAAAGACUGCUUGGCUUCAGGGAGCAUCUGUUUCAGCGAGCUCGCUUCACAUGUGGGAGCUGUCCACUAAGCUGGUGCUGAACGCUGUGAGCACCGGAGCUCAUGUCUUAAAGGGGAAGAUAUACCAGAACUACAUGAUCGACGUGCAGGUCACCAACAGCAAACUGUAUCGUAGAGCCACACGUUUACUCCAGAAGUUAUCCAGUCAACCGGAGUCACAAUGUGAAGAAGCUCUUUUGAAGGCCAUCUACCAAGUGGACGAGCUGACUCUGGACAUUACAUCCUCUGACGUCAUCACGCACACGUGCACUGCCGCAACCAGGACCAAGGUGGUCCCUCUGGCUUUGGUCUGUUUGCUGACUGGUUGCUCUCUCGACGAGGCGGAGUCUCGUUUGGAGCGGCAGCCAAUCGUUAGGGAGGCUGUGGAGGCGUUGCUGUCGUAACUGACCUCAAAGUCAGGCUGAGUCUCCACAAAUACAGUAGAGUCAUGUCUUGAGUCAGUCCUUGCUUAUUAGGUCAUUAGUCAGCUUUAUUGUCUCAGAUGAACUGAUUUCUACUGUGUGUAGAGUAAAAAUGAUACAGAGUUCUUCUUUAUCUGUUCUUAUUUAGAUUAUAAACUAAUAUCAGAUUUAAACCCUUUCUUGAAUGCGAAACCAUGUUAUAACCCAAGGGGGCAGACUUAAACCUUGAAAAAGUUUCAUGAGUUAGAACUGACUCAGAACUACACUACUGUAAAAC
Stegastes partitus (bicolor damselfish) is the source of this 2098-nucleotide messenger RNA. RefSeq names its product glucokinase (hexokinase 4) regulator (gene gckr). The transcript has 19 exons. Bases 1 to 1803 code for a protein of 600 amino acids. The record is from RefSeq and is a predicted model, not a curated record. Gene Ontology annotation, biological process: negative regulation of glucokinase activity; carbohydrate derivative metabolic process; response to fructose. NCBI's taxonomy places the organism in Eukaryota, Metazoa, Chordata, Actinopteri, Pomacentridae. Gene Ontology annotation, cellular component: nucleoplasm; cytosol. Gene Ontology annotation, molecular function: carbohydrate binding; enzyme inhibitor activity; fructose-6-phosphate binding.